Molecule: messenger RNA, 907 nt
Organism: Chaetura pelagica (chimney swift)
Lineage: Eukaryota; Metazoa; Chordata; Aves; Apodiformes; Apodidae
Gene: ST8SIA6
Product: ST8 alpha-N-acetyl-neuraminide alpha-2,8-sialyltransferase 6
Exons: 5
Biological process (GO): N-glycan processing; oligosaccharide metabolic process
Molecular function (GO): alpha-N-acetylneuraminate alpha-2,8-sialyltransferase activity
Source: RefSeq, a predicted model, not a curated record
AUAUUCAGAAGAUUAUUAUCUUCACAUAGUCACAAGACUGCAGAACUGCACCUGGAUAAGGAGGCCAGAAGAAUCCACAAAAUUCAGGUCAGAAUUAACUUCCUGCUGUGAUGCAGUUCACAAUUUUAUUGCUUCUCAAAACAACACCCCUCUGGGAAGUAACAUGAGUUAUGAAGUGGACAGUAAAAAGACCAUCCACAUUACAGAGGACAUUUUUAAGAUGCUGCCUGUGUCCUCUCCUCUUUCAGCCUAUCCUUUCAAGACCUGUGCUGUGGUUGGAAAUGGAGGCAUUCUGAAAAAUUCCAGCUGCGGAGCCGAAAUCGAUCGUUCUGACUUUGUGUUUAGGUGUAACCUUCCUCCAACCACAGGAAGCAUCAGCAAAGAUGUUGGCAAUAAAACAAACCUUGUGACUGUUAAUCCGAGUAUCAUAGCUCAGAAAUACAACAAACUAAAUGAGAAAAAGACAGAAUUUCUGGAGAACAUUGCAGUCUAUGGAGAUGCUUUACUUUUAUUGCCAGCAUUUUCCUUCAGAAGCAACACAGCCACUUCUUUCAAAGUAUAUCACACUCUGCAAGAGUUCAAAGCAACCCAAAGGGCAAUAUUUUUUCACCCUGCUUAUCUGAAAAGUCUUGCCCAGUUUUGGAGAACUAAGGGUGUGAAGGCCUACAGGUUGUCAUCUGGUUUUAUGAUCACUAGUGCUGCUCUUGAGCUGUGUGAGAAUGUGAAGCUCUAUGGCUUCUGGCCUUUCUCAAAAUCCACAGAGAAUAUGCCAAUCAGCCACCACUAUUACGACAACCAACUGCCCAAACCAGGUUUCCAUGCAAUGCCCAAAGAAUAUAACCAGAUCCUCCAGCUUCACGGCAAAGGCAUUUUGAAGUUGCAGUUUGGUAAAUGUGAAUCAGACUAA